AUGCGAGACGGCGUUCCGAGCACGCUUGACAGCGCGAUCGGUCAUCUGAGCCGAGGGGCGUUGAACGCCGUCGACGCCGUCGCGCGGACGAGGAGGAGGGUGCCAGAGUACCACGGCCGCUCCGGGGCCCUGCAGCGCGCACAAGACGUCCGGGCGACGCGUGGUCAAAGGGAGAGCGUCGGCCCGUCGGAAAACAGGAACGUUUUCGAGAUUAUCCGGCAGAGCGGCCAGGCCACGUACUUUGCACGGCUCUUGGAGUCGCACACCCGGCUUCGGGACAUGCUCGACGACGGCGACGACGGCGACGGCGACGAGGCGGGGGUCUUUACGGUCUUGGUGCCGACCGACGCCGCGUUUCGCGAGCUCGAGGGCUUCGAGAGGAGCGAGGGGGCGCUGCUGGGGGCGAUGCUCGAGUACCACGUCCUCGAGGGGCGGCACUCGGCCGACGAGCUGGGCGAGGCGGGCAGGACGUUGCCGACCGUCCUCGCGGAGGGCGAGCUCGGCGGACGGCGACAGAGGGUGAGGGUCGCCGCGGGAAGGGCCGGAGCCGAGGUGAACUUUCACGGACGGGUCGUCGGUUCCGAAUCUACUGGGAGGAACGGGGUCAUCCACUUCAUCGACAGCGUUCUGGUGCCCCCGCCGCGGUGCGCCGCGCUCGUCGGCUCGCUGGCCGGGCGACUGGGGACGUUUGCGCGGGCGUUGCGGGAGACCGGGGUAGCCGAGGAGAUGCGCGGGCGCGGGCGGGGGUUGACGCUCUUGGUGCCGUCGGACGAGGCGUGGCAUGAGCUGGGCGCGGAGACGCGGGGAUUCCUGUUUUCCCGGGCGGGAAGGGCGCAUCUGAGGGCGCUGGUGCGGUACCACGUCGCUGAGGAGGUGCUGUACACGGACGAAGGAGGGGAGAGACGCCAGCGGCGGGUCGGGACGCUGCUCGGGGUAGAGGACGUUUCGAUCGACUUUGGCGGGCGGGACGGGUCGCGGACGGCGAGGGUGAACGGGGUGGCGGUCUCGGUGGGGGACGUGCCGGCGCGGGACGGGGUCGUGCAUGUGCUGGACGGGGUGCUUCUCCCGCCGGCCCGGGGGACGGGGGACGGGGGCGAGGCCGGGGGUGAAGGCCGAAUCAGCGUGCAGGGGCUUAAGAGGCGGCUGGGCCGGUAUGUGGAGGGCGGAGAUGGAACCGAGACUGAGGAGCUGUAG
This is a messenger RNA of Colletotrichum navitas, 1194 nucleotides long. Its product is annotated as fasciclin domain-containing protein. The transcript is spliced from 2 exons. The record is from RefSeq and is a predicted model, not a curated record. Gene Ontology annotation, cellular component: fungal-type vacuole membrane. Bases 1 to 1194 code for a protein of 397 amino acids. Gene Ontology annotation, biological process: macroautophagy. NCBI's taxonomy places the organism in Eukaryota, Fungi, Ascomycota, Sordariomycetes, Glomerellales, Glomerellaceae.